AUGGUUGAGCUGCAGUCUAUUUUUAAAAAGGCCUACUGGACCCUUGCGGCCGGUGGUCUGGUCUAUGUGCUAUUUGUCUGUGCGCUGACCUGGCCUGAGGUCCAGCGUUUUGCCCUCUACGCCAAUAAGGUCAACCCCAGCCUCUGGCAGGAUGUGAACCAAGUCGAGCAAUUUGGGUUCCUGGAAUCCCAAGUUCAGCCCUUCCAUUUGGUGACGCCCGACAAUGAGACACUGUACGGCUGGCAUCUGAUUCCCCUGCAUCUCUGCCGCGAGUACGAGCAGGAUUUGAUCGAAAAUCUUCCCAACGGCCCUGCACAGGACUACACGCAGACAGUUGCUUAUAAGAGUCUGGCCAAUGACCCCAAUGCUCGGGUCGUGGUGAGCUUCCAUGGUAAUGCAGCUCAUCUCGGCUCUGCUCAGCGUCCGGCCACGUAUAAUGCCAUGCUGAGCUUGUCUACACCGUCUAACCCAGUUCAUGUCUUUGCAAUUGACUAUCGCGGUUUCGGAGUGUCGACUGGCAGCCCCACUGAAGAAGGCCUGAUUACCGACGGCGUCUCACUCAUCAACUUUUUGACAGCGGGACCCUUGAAGGUUCCCACAUCUCGCAUUGUGAUCAUGGGUCAGAGUUUAGGAACAGCGGUCACAGCGGCGGUGGCUGAGCGCUAUACUUUCGGGUCUCCCGACCGAACUAAGAUCCAACCCGCCAUCAAGGACGCAGAACCAUUUGCAGGUGUGAUUCUGGUAGCGUCUUUCAGCAAUGUCGCGAACGUCAUCGAGUCCUACAGUAUCAAAGGCCUCACGCCUCCGAUGCUAUCGCCAUUGAUCGGAUACCCACGCUUCCAGAAAUGGGUCUUGGGUCACAUUGUGGACCGCUGGGACACGAUGGCAAGACUUCAGCGCCUGACGGGCAUUGUCCCGGAUACCUCUGGCCUGGGACACAAGGAUCUCGAUUUAAGUAUCAUUCACUCCUCAAAUGACAUCGAGAUUCCUUGGUAUGAAGGCCGUCGUAAUUGGGCGGCUGCCACAGGCGAGGAUAUCCAAGAUGCGCCGGGGGGUUUGACUUACGAGAGGACCGAAGCCGGCAAGCCUGUUAGUGAGGUGAAAAUUUGGGAGAACAAAAUUACUGGGAAAGACGGAACCACGGCCUUGAAAAAGGUGCGCUGGGAGCGUGUGCGAUACGGAGGCCAUGACCGCGUUGCGACAUUCUCUGUUGCUGGUCUUGCAGCUCUCAGGGCUUUCGAAAAAUGA
Molecule: messenger RNA, 1248 nt
Organism: Penicillium cinerascens
Lineage: Eukaryota; Fungi; Ascomycota; Eurotiomycetes; Eurotiales; Aspergillaceae
Product: alpha/beta hydrolase
Exons: 5
Coding region: 1-1248 (415 amino acids)
Source: RefSeq, a predicted model, not a curated record